AUUGUUGGCAGCACUGAACACGUCUGGAACGCGCGCCUACGAUUGUGGACGAUUUCGCCGCACAAUUCCCACGUUUUUCGUUCGUGUUGCUCGGGAUUUUCGAGUCGAAAAGCAUAAAAGGUCAUAUUUCCCAAAUCCCGUAGUAGUUGGCACGUCUCUCACUCAGGUGAAGUCUGGUGACUUGUGAUACUGUCAAGUGAUCCGUGUGGACAAGUGAUUUUAAGAGUAAUGUUUCUUUGAGAAGUAUUGUGAACAUUUUCAAAGUCAAUUAACUAAAAAAUUAAGAGAGGACAUCCGCAAUUUUUGAUUUCUACAAAUUUAUUUACUCUUGCUACGUAAAUUCUGAAAAUGAAAAGGAAGUUAGUAUACGAUGAAACAGAAGAAGAUAAUAAACGACGCAAAAUAGAUCUCUGCACGAGAGUAGAAGCAGCGUUUGACUUUGAUCCUAUACAUUUUCUUCGGUGUCAUUCUAGCAACAAUGACGAUGCAGAUGUUAAGACACAGGUGUGGCAUUGUGUGUUUGAACCAAAUAAUUCAGACACAGUUGCUACUUGUGGUGGCAAUAGUGUGUGCUUCAUCAACGUUGAGAGUGGAGAGGUUGAAGGCAAAUAUUAUUCAGAUAAAAAGUACAGUUCACUAAGUAAGGGUGAUGUGAUAGUUUUUGAUAUAGGAUGUCCUUUGCCACCCCAAUACAAAACAUCAUUUGUGAAACUUUAUGUGCUAUCUGCAGAAUCAGAAAUCUUCAGCUUAUCCUUUUCUUUAGAAAGUAAUGUCUUGUUAGCAGCCUGCAAUGAAGGAUUACGUGGUUGGAGAAUUAAGUCAGAUGACGAAAUGGACACCACUCAGAUACUUGUGUUUGAGCAUCCUUCAUUACAAGGACAGAAUUCAACCCAGAAAGGAAAUCAGCUUGUUGAUUCUGUGGAAGUGCUUAGCAAUGGUUUUGUUGCCACAAAGUGUGCCCUUCAUGGAAACAUAUAUGUAUGGAACAUAAGGGAUACCUUGAAAGAUAUCAAGAACCAGCAUACAUUAAAGAUUGCUCCUUCUUAUGUUCUUAAAUGGAAGGACACUGAUAAUUACUUUAUGUACAUGGGAUUUAAUAAAGAUCUUUUGGUUUGUGGAGAUGAUAAAGGUGCACUUUGGAUUUAUAAUACUCGUUCCUUUAUCUCUGAAGGUGAUACACCUUCCAAGAAGAAAGAUGUUAAACCAACACUAGUUCUGCCUUGGCCAGAUUUACUAGACACUUACUCUGAAAGAAGAGGUAAAGUACGUUUGGAUUUAUUUGACAUUGUUGUUGAUAAAGCUACUGUGAGUGGCACUGGACAGUAUAUUGUUGCUGUGACUAGCAAUAAUAUGGUUUGCGUGUGGAAGAAAGUGAAAGUUUAACUUACAAAAGUAAAUUUAGCUAAAGAUCAAUAAAUUGUGCGAGACAAUAUGGAUUUCUCUUUAUUGAUUUGAUGUACUAAAUUAUGUGAAAUGGAAAUGUGAAAAUAAUAUGAAUUUUGUUGCAUCUGUGAAUAUAUUUCCAUUUGGUUCCAAGUUUGAAAUUGAAAGAAAAGGUUCUGUAUCAGUAAUACUGUGUGUUCAGUAAUGCUGUAUAUCAUAUAUUAGCAUUGAUAAAAAAUUGAAGUUACAUAUUAUUGUAUGUAAUAUUUUAUGAAAGGAUUAUGUUUUCAUUAUUUUUCCAAUCCUUUUUGUUUUGAUACUGAUUUAUUGUAUUAGUUUGUAAUUUUUUCCCCAUCUCUCUUUUGGUUUCUUUCCUUCUUGCUAAACCUUUUUGCUAUUAUCCUUAAGUGGAUUUUACAAUUAAAUUUGUUCAAAACAACAGUUUUAUGGUUAUGAUCAACAACUUCAAAAUAGUUGGUUUCUUUCCAUAACUUGGAUGUCAUUUGAUGAUAUCACUGUCAUAUAAAUAUUUAGUUUCCAUUUAAUAUGUUUUAAAUAUAAUAUUUUGUAAUAAAUCUCUGUCAAUAUUGUCCUUGUGUAAUGUUAAUAUUUUAAAAAUAAAGAGUUUGCUGAAAAUGGGACCAGC
Gryllus bimaculatus (two-spotted cricket) is the source of this 2029-nucleotide messenger RNA. The record is from the annotation of a GenBank genome assembly. Lineage: Eukaryota; Metazoa; Arthropoda; Insecta; Orthoptera; Gryllidae.